Molecule: messenger RNA, 369 nt
Organism: Diabrotica balteata
Lineage: Eukaryota; Metazoa; Arthropoda; Insecta; Coleoptera; Chrysomelidae
Source: the annotation of a GenBank genome assembly
AUGGCCAAAGCUUUCGGUGAUAAUAUAGCGGAGAAAUUUGAAUCAGUGCCACAUUCACAUCAAACCAUACAAAAAAGGAUUGCUAUGGGUGAGCAAGUAGAAAAAUCUAUGCUUAGCCUGGUUAAGAAAAGGUCAUAUUUCUCACUUUGUUUGGAUCAAAGCACUGAUCAAACCGAUGUUAGUCAGCUGUUAAUAUUUGUGCGCACUACUUUUGAUGAUUUUACCAGUAAAGAGGAGUUAUUUGAUAUUUGUCCUCUUUAUGGAACAACAAAAGGAAAAGACAUCUAUGAGGCUGUGAAGAAAACAGUUGACAGAAUUGAACGCUUUGAUAAAUGUUCAGCCAUAGCAACAGUCGGGCCCCAUCAAUGA